AUGCCCACGAUUUUUUACAUUCCUUUCCGAACGAGGACAGAUAAGGGCUUAGCAAAGGUGCCGGAGAGCGAGCGAGCGAGGUUUCUGCUGGUGGAGAUAGCUCUCCGAAGGGAACAGCAAGUGAACCAUAGCCCGCACGCCCCUGUUGAACUUUUGGAAGGAUCCGAAAUUGAUCUGAAGGAUCUCUUGUAUAUCGACGUUCUCGAUAUGUAUCCAUAUGUGCCGAUCGAAGGCACCGAGGUUCUCGGUGCGAUCCCCAAGGAGGGCCUGGAGUGGGUAAUCGCUCUCCAGAAGGCUGUGCAAACACACAAAAUCCCGAACGACGUUCAAUGUCUCAAUGUUGGGGCGCUGCAAGAGUACUUUACGUUGAACAGGGAGCGCGAGAAUCCACGAUCUAUUGGCCGGUCCGUAACGUUCAGCCGCAUAUGA
Molecule: messenger RNA, 429 nt
Organism: Didymosphaeria variabile
Lineage: Eukaryota; Fungi; Ascomycota; Dothideomycetes; Pleosporales; Didymosphaeriaceae
Exons: 2
Coding region: 1-429 (142 amino acids)
Source: RefSeq, a predicted model, not a curated record